AUGCAUAGGCGAGAAAGGCCUAUAGAACCCGGCUUCCGUUUACUUCUCUGUACUCUUGGCGAGGGCAAUUGCGAGUGCCGUCGAGCGUCGAUAAUCAUAACAACUAAACUCACUGUUCACAGUCGAGCAGUGGAUUGCAGAGAAAUCCUAUCCGGAUUACUCACAGUAGCCCGUCUCGACGACCCCAGGAUCGCUGAGGCCGGUGAAGUGGAAAUGCCCUCGAGUCCCCUGCAGACGUCGUCGCACGCGCUCGCGGGCCGCCGAUCCAUCACCUGUCCGUCCGAAAGCCCGUCAGUCGAGUUGGAGGGUACCACCUCGUUCGAUGGGGCCAGGGAAGCUGGGGAGCCUGAGAUGGCGACGUCCAGAGAAGCGGCGAGGGAGGAAGAAGCGAUGAUGCCUCACGUACAGACGAGGACACGACAUAGCCUCUUCCGACGCAACAGCUCCCGAGAAGUGUAUCUGGCCUCUCCGGCGCCACGCCGAGCCCGCCGACGGCCAACGGCCCUCUUCCGCGGCCAUGACCGAGUCCCGGAUCGAGUGCCCGACGCUCCUCGCGCCCUCCUCAAGCCGAGCAGUCAGGCCGUGUUGUUCACUCGACGCGAGAGUCUGCGUCUCUCCACCGCCCUUGACGCCGCCUCCGAGGUCGUGGAGCCGAGCUAUCGUGGCCAGCUGGCGGCUGGCGCGCCAGUACAGCCGCGCCAGAGCCUGCGAUUCGACGUCCGAGGACCAGUCGACCCGGAAGAGCUCAUCCGUACAGCUCGCAUCGGUGCGCCCCGACUCAGCCUCAGCCCCAACUCCUGCCAGUCGGAGGCUCUGUUGCCGCGAGUCGGGCUCGAAGAGACCGCCAAGGCGGACGAUGCGAGUCCGGCAGGACGGAAGGCAGCAUCCGAGGCAGACGAGGCGAAGGGUCGCGAGAGCUGUCUCUUCCGCUGUCGCAUCUGCCUUGAGGAGGGCAGUCCCGGAGACCUGGCGGCUCCGGAUCAGGCCUCCAGCCUCUUCUCACCCUGUCGCUGCAAGGGCACCCUCGGCCUUUUGCAUCGUGACUGCCUCGAGCGAUGGCUUUUGACGACGCGAGUCAACAAAUGCGAGAUUUGUGGCUACGUCUACGUACUGACGCCGUCACACCGUCAUGCCCACGAAACGUCUGGAGGUCUCCGGCGCGCCACUCUAGUCGCCAUAGAAGCGGCUCGUAGACGCGCCAGUGCUCUGAGAACCUGGCUGGCGUCGCGAUUGACACGGCGUCAUCUGGUCACGGACCUCGUCUGUCUGGCUGUGGUCACUCCGAUCACCUAUUUUGGCGUACAUUUCUGCGUACUUGGUGCAAUGUCGUAUAGACAAGAAACCGACAACCCGUUGGCCUGGCAGGUUGUCAGCCUGGCCUUUCUGGCCACUCUUCUGAUUGUCAUGCUUUGCGCCUGGAUAACUCUGGCAGUUCGACACCAUUGGACCGUCUACUCUGGUAUGAAGAGGGCUCCCGUCAUCUGCCUGGCCAAAGGCAUUGGCGCCGGAGCCAUCUUUUUGCAUAUGAAUAUCGCAUCAACCCUCACCAACUUAGCCUUCCUAAAGUGGCUUUCGUUAGGAAACCACGCGUGUGUGUUAGCUUUCACUUUAGCAACAAAAGCGUCCUAUUUGGUGUCGGCCAAAGGUGACCUCAACGCCUUAGAUUAG
Molecule: messenger RNA, 1668 nt
Organism: Protopolystoma xenopodis
Lineage: Eukaryota; Metazoa; Platyhelminthes; Monogenea; Polystomatidea; Polystomatidae
Source: the annotation of a GenBank genome assembly